Hibiscus syriacus is the source of this 1564-nucleotide messenger RNA. Its product is annotated as rho GTPase-activating protein 2-like. The record is from RefSeq and is a predicted model, not a curated record. NCBI's taxonomy places the organism in Eukaryota, Viridiplantae, Streptophyta, Magnoliopsida, Malvales, Malvaceae. Bases 129 to 1466 code for a protein of 445 amino acids. The transcript has 4 exons. Gene Ontology annotation, molecular function: GTPase activator activity. Gene Ontology annotation, biological process: signal transduction.
CGCAGACUUCGAAAUAAAAAUAUUGUAAAGGCUCAACUCUCUUGAAUGCAACACAACAAGAGAACUCCCAUACAAAGUUUAAAGCCUCGUGACCUUCGAAGAGAGAGAAACCAGCGCAUUUACUUAAAAUGACCGGUCUAGUGAUGGUGACCAAAGGGGGUGUCUGUGGUGGCGGUGGGAAGGGAGGAGUUAAAGGAGGAGUCAAGAGCUGCGAGGAAGAGCAGCAGAACCAGAUAUCUGUUCUGGCGCUGCUCUUGGCUGCUUUGAGGAAAUCUAUGGUGUCUUGUCGAAUCGAUAGACAAGAUGAUGUAAUGUCAUCCACCACCGUUCAUCAUAUGGAAAUCGGGUGGCCAACUAACGUAAGACACGUCACCCAUGUCACCUUUGAUCGUUUCAAUGGCUUCUUGGGCCUUCCCGUUGAGUUCCAAGUUGAAAUCCCCAGUCGGGUACCAAGUGCCAGUGCUAGUGUUUUUGGGGUCUCAGCGGAAUCAAUGCAAUGUUCCUUCGAUUCCAAUGGGAACAGCGUCCCCACUAUACUGUUGUUGAUGCAGGAGCGGCUUUAUUCGCAAGGAGGAUUAAAGGCGGAGGGGGUUUUCCGGAUAAAUCCAGAGAACGGCCAAGAGGAGCGUGUAAGAGAUCAACUGAACAAGGGCAUUGUGCCUGAUAAUAUUGAUGUCCACUGUCUUGCAGGCCUUAUAAAAGCCUGGCUCCGAGAGCUUCCUUCGGGGGUUCUCGAUGGACUUUCCCCCGAAGAGGUUCUCAAAUGCAAUACUGAAGAAAAGUCUGUUGACCUAGUGAAGCAGCUAAAGCCUACUGAAGCUGCACUGCUCGAUUGGGCUGUUGGUCUUAUGGCGGAUGUCGUCGAGGAAGAGGAGUCGAACAAAAUGAAUGCAAGGAAUAUUGCUAUGGUUUUUGCUCCGAAUAUGACUCGGAUGUCUGAUCCAUUGACGGCUCUGAUGCAUGCUGUUCAAGUGAUGAACUUGCUCAAGACAUUGAUCAUCAAAACACUACGGAAACGUGAAGAGACGGCAACGGGAGGGUAUUCACCGAUGUCAUCUCAUUCGUGUGAUGGCCCUACAGAUGAGGAGUUUGAUAGUCAGCAUGAGACGGAUACGAGUUGUGAACUGAGACGACCGACGUCCGAUUAUGAUAACAACCUUUACAAUAACUGUAGCGGAGAUGAAGACGAAGUCGAUGCUGAUGUCGAGUCAUUAGGUGAAAUAGAGGAGUUUGUCUCAAGUCAACCGGAUGAAAACAAGAAUGUCACACAGUGUUUUUCGGAGGAAGCAGCUGAUCAGUCCCAGAUAGACCAUGGAAGUCCAAGAAGUUACACAGAUAACAGGAAAGGGAAUCCUGCCUUGAGUACAAGUAACGGAGAGAAGAACAUUGGCGAUGCGGAUAUGAUAGACAAACUCGAUGAUGAGUCUACGACAUCCGACAUGUCGUCUAUGUCUACUGCCGGCUGACCGAUGAUUUGACCCUCGGAUUAUUUAGAACAACACUUGCACAUUUUGGGUUGUCUCUCUUCCUUGUAAAUUGACAAAGUUGGGGGUUUGGUUGAGCA